Molecule: messenger RNA, 1171 nt
Organism: Chenopodium quinoa (quinoa)
Lineage: Eukaryota; Viridiplantae; Streptophyta; Magnoliopsida; Caryophyllales; Amaranthaceae
Product: histone-lysine N-methyltransferase 2B-like
Exons: 2
Coding region: 23-874 (283 amino acids)
Source: RefSeq, a predicted model, not a curated record
GAAAGAUUUAAUCAAGGAACGGAUGAAAUUGGAAAUGAAAAGAGGAUUUGGAAAGGGACAUGUACUUGAUAGAAUGGAAGUUGAUAGGCAUGAUAACAAUGUAUCACAAGUGGCUGGAGAUCCCGAACUUGGUGGAAGUGAUGUUAGUGGUUCUAAUGAAAUGCUGGAAUUCCUUCAAAAAUUCGGAACAUUGGCUAAGAAGCUUGCUGAGAAUUUAAGUGAGAUACAUGCCAUGUUGGAUAAGGCGAAUGAAAUAUUCGCUAAAGAAGAAGCAUCUGAUAUGAACACUUUUAUUCAGAAUAUUUGGAAUAAGUAUUCCAUGAGAAGGGAAGAAAAACAAAAGGACAACCCCUCCAUUCUAAGUCAAGACAAGCAUUUGUUUGACGAACCAGCUUUCAUUAAGGAGUUAGAUGAUGUUAUGAAAAGAUCAUGGGAAAAGUUCAAAGGGAAGAAAAAGACACCUUUAGAGAUGACUCCUCCGAGUUUUGAUUUGUUUUCUCAUUCUCAAACACCUACUCCUCCUCCUCAAACUCAUGAGCCUUCUUCCCCUCUUCGUCCUCCUCCUCAAACUCACGAGCCUUCUUCCCCUCUUCCUCCUCCUCCUCCUCAAUUUCAAGAACCUUCUCCUCCUCUUCCUCAUCCUCAAACUCAAGGACCUUCUCCUCCUUUACAUCCUCCUCCUCCUUCUCAAACUCAAGGGAUUCCUCCUCCUCCUCCUCCUCAAACUCAAGGGUUUUCCACUUCAAUUUUAGGAGGAGCAUGCUCAGGUGCUAAAGUCCAACAAUAUGUUCAUGGAGAGAAGAACAAUAUUCAAGCAAAUGAAGAGAAGAACAAGAACAAUGAUGAGAAAGAAGAUGAUAAGAUGGAGGAGUAAUGUAGUUAUGUUUAGGGACACUAUUAAUUAUUGAUGAAUUAAUAUUUUAUUUUUUAAGAACACUAAUUAUUAGUUUGUUUGUUUUGGGACACUAAUUAUAUAUAUACAUUUAUAAUUUUAGAAUUUGUGGUAUAUUUUUUUGAAAUAUUCUGCUCAUUAAAUAUUUGUAUUCGUUCACCUAUAUAUUUACAGGAAAGGAAAUGUAGGAAAAAGGGAGAAAAUAUGUCCUGAAAACCUUCCAAACUGUAUUCGUUCGCCUUUUAUGGUUCAGUAUGACAACAUAUUCAAAAAGGUUGA